UGCGAGGGCCGACGCUGCGUCACCCCCUAAGCCCCGCCCCGAGAAGGGCCCUCUAAACGCGUUCUUCCGCCGGAAUCCUCCUCUUCUCACUUCCUCCGCCAUCGUGGUUCGGUGCCGUCGCCCGAUACCUCGCCAUGUCUUCUCACAAGACUUUCAGAAUCAAGCGAUUCCUUGCCAAGAAACAAAAGCAAAACCGUCCCAUUCCCCAAUGGAUUCGGAUGAAAACUGGUAACAAAAUCAGGUACAACUCUAAGAGAAGACAUUGGAGGAGAACCAAGCUGGGUCUAUAAGGAUUUGCACACUCCGCGAUUGAUUCUACCAAAAUGUCAGCACUGCAGAGGUUUCUGCAUGUUAAAUUGAAAUCCUAUUUUACUUUCUAUCGGUCUACAUGGAUGUGUUGAUCCAAAAAUAAAUGUAAAUCCUUUUGAA
Molecule: messenger RNA, 429 nt
Organism: Jaculus jaculus (lesser Egyptian jerboa)
Lineage: Eukaryota; Metazoa; Chordata; Mammalia; Rodentia; Dipodidae
Gene: Rpl39
Product: ribosomal protein L39
Exons: 3
Coding region: 135-290 (51 amino acids)
Biological process (GO): translation
Cellular component (GO): cytosolic large ribosomal subunit; ribosome
Molecular function (GO): structural constituent of ribosome
Source: RefSeq, a predicted model, not a curated record